Messenger RNA from Lytechinus variegatus (green sea urchin), 1994 nucleotides. RefSeq names its product Y+L amino acid transporter 2-like. Bases 80 to 1621 code for a protein of 513 amino acids. Gene Ontology annotation, cellular component: membrane. Gene Ontology annotation, biological process: amino acid transmembrane transport. The transcript has 10 exons. Lineage: Eukaryota; Metazoa; Echinodermata; Echinoidea; Temnopleuroida; Toxopneustidae. Gene Ontology annotation, molecular function: L-amino acid transmembrane transporter activity. The record is from RefSeq and is a predicted model, not a curated record.
AGCCUCUGGAUGACUUGAAGAUAUAUCUGUGAUAAACACUUUUUUAUGAAACAGGACACGGGUAGCUGAUUUUUUGAGGAUGGCAUCAAGUAAAGAAGACAAUACAUCAUCGUCGAAGUCGUUCGAUGAGGUGGAUAUCAAGCCGACACGACAACGAUCUAGUGCCAUCAAAGACAUCUACGAACAACCUGACGAUAACGGUUACCAGAAGGACGACAAAGAUAAUGGCGUCGUGAAGCUUAAACGUCGCUUGACCCUCAUCGAUGGCGUCGCCAUCAACAUUGGGAUCAUCAUCGGAUCCGGGAUCUUCGUGUCCCCGAAGGGAGUCCUGAAUGGUGUCGGCAGCGUCGGUGCGACCAUGGUGGUAUGGGCCGUUUGCGGAGUCUUCUCCAUGAUCGGUGCUCUCUGCUAUGCCGAGUUGGGUACCAUGAUUCCAGCCUCCGGUGGUGCCUAUGCCUACAUCCAGCUUAUCUACGGUGACUUUUUCGGCUUCAUGCGUCUCUGGAUUGCGGCCGUCAUGGCUCAACCGGGAUCACUGGCUGUCGUUGUUCUGACGUUCGCAAGCUACAGCCUUCAACCACUUUACCCCUAUGUAGAAUGUCCGCCUCCUAGGACACCCACUGUACUCAUUGCUAUAACUUGUACCAUCGUGGUUACACUAAUCAAUGCCGUAAGUGUUCGGUGGUCAAGCUGGCUUCAAGAUGUGACGAGUAUUUGUAAAGUUGGCGCUCUCGUGAUCAUUAUCAUCUCUGGUAUGGUAGAACUUGCUACAGGAAAUACAGAGAAUUUCAAAAACUCAUUUGAAGGAACAGAACUGAAUGGAUUGGGGAUUGCCCUAUACUCUGGUCUAUUUUCAUAUGCUGGAUGGUACGCUCUCAACAUUGUUGUGGAAGAAUUAAAAGACCCUUACAGAAAUCUUCCUCGUGCCAUCGUCAUCACCAUUAUCACUGUAACGAUAGUCUACGUCCUUACAAACGUUGCUUAUUUUGCCGCCCUUUCACCGGAAGAACUCCUCGCUUCAAAUGCUGUGGCAGUGACAUAUGGGGCUAAGGUUCUCGGAAGCUUUGCUUGGAUCAUGCCCUUAGCUGUGGCGCUCUCAACGUUUGGCUCAGCUAAUGGAAACAUGCUGACCUCAUCUAGAUUAUUUUUUGCUGGUGCUCGUGAGAAUCACUUACCCGACCUCCUUUCCAUGAUCAACAUUGAGAAAAAGACACCUUUACCAUCAUUAUUAUUCACUUCUUUGCUCACCAUACUCUACUCAAUGGCUGGCGACGUGUUUACAAUCAUCAACUAUUUCAACUUUGUGACGUGGCUCACCAGUGGUCUAGCUGUUGCAGGACUCUUAUGGUUGCGUUAUAAGGAACCCGACAGGCCAAGACCAUACAAGGUACAUAUAAGUCUUCCAAUUAUCUUCGUCCUCGCAUGCAUCUUCCUCAUCGUCAUGGGAACCAUCGCCGCCCCCCUAGACACUGCUAUCGGUGUCGCUAUCAUGUGCACAGGAAUCCCGGUCUAUUUCUUCAUUGUCAAACCCAAGAAGAAACCUGAGAUAAUCGUCAAAGCCAAUGAUUUGGUCACUCGUUGGUUCCAGAAGUUGAUGCUUGUUGUGGCAGAAGAGAGAUAGUGUCAUUCAAAUUGAACAACCAUCUUGGUACUCUAUGCCUCACUGAUCAAAAUCUUGAAGUGAGCAGGGCUUCAUCUCACAAAUGAAAUUUUGACAGAAAAAUUGAUCUCAAAUUGCGAUCAAUCUCAGCUUGAGUAGUUGAGACAUUGAAAAUUUACAUCAAUUGCAAUUUGAGUCCUGGGGGCCAUAACAUAAAACUCAGUGAUUGAUUGCAGUCUACAAUCAACUGCAUAGAAUAUUGUGUAUAAUCAAUCGAAAACCUCAGCCUCUCACUCAAUCGCUACUAUUUCACAGGGCCGCAGCUCUCAUUUAAGAUCGCCCAAGUUGAUGAGGUUUUGUUGAUCAAGUUAUACAAAAAGACAUGCGAUUGAUA